AGUUUAAAUGUAGCUCUAGCCGCUCGUGCUUUGAAUUGUCACCGUGUUGCUGUUGGCCAUGCCGUCUGCUAGAUGCUCUCCCGAGAACCGUUUCAAUGUUAAGGCUACCACAAAAAGGUUAUCAAUGGACGAGAUGCUUCAGAAACGUUGGUUCCUGCUUGCCGCUAAAGUUUUCGUCCAAUCGUCAGUCAACAUCGGGAGUGGCGUACGUGCUGACGUCUUGCAAUGUUUCGUGCGAGCUGGAUUAUUGGUGUGGCGCUUUUCGCGUCACAUCUGCACCUGGCAGCGGCGGAAACUGUAUCCAUACCGAGAGUCUGUCUGAAUGGGGCGUACGACAGCAAGGGAAAUUGUGUUUGCAAUCCGGGCUUCAGUGAGUACAAGGGUAACUGCUUUCGAACGCAAGGCCCAUCGAUCUGCCCGCCAGGAUCGAUCAUGUGGAAUGGAGUGUGUCAACCAACAGUUCUACCACCGAUUCGGGAUGUCGUUCCGGCGCAGGAAACGUUCGUUGUCGUUCCUCCGCUGCGAGUUACGCUACCCAUUCCCGAGCAGCCGGAUCCGCUCGAUCCGACCAACGUGGAGGAAACAGCACCGGACGAUGAGGACGAUAACGAGGACGAGCAUCCCGUGCACACGUCACCGAUUCGCGACCACUACUUCAACGUGACCUACCAGCGAAUCGUCAACAAUCACAAUGUAAUACACAACGAGACCACUCACAAUACGCACAACGUUAACAACGUGGUAGUUACGCUAACUCGCAGAAAGCUCAACGGAGCCAUCAGAACGGUCGUGAUAAGAAACAACGAAACAACCGUACAUGAGGACGAACCACGCGCUAGGCAAUCGAACAGUACCGAUGCUUCUGGAAGUGUGGACUGCACGGACCGGCCAACCACAACCACCGUGGUGCCGUCCGUCGAGAAUAUACCGUGCUGUACGAUCGUUUCGCCAAGAGUUUGUCAAAAGCAGACGGAUGAGUGGGUUUGCUUUCAUCGCAAGCAGUACGUGUGUAGCAAGGUUUGCACCGCCAAGGUGAUGUACUUAAGGCCGAGGAAACCACGCUACCGCCAUCCCUGGUUGAUAAUGCCGCCGAUGACGAACUACUACACUGCCCCGCUCGAACCCUGCCGAAUGGGGAAGUGUCCACCACCAGAUUGUUCCGGCUGUCUGCAAGGCAGGAGCCGAUGCCAUCCGAUGUGCUACACGUACGACUGCAUGAAGGAUGACAGCUGUGAAUUUGUCGAUCAGGAGCUGAUCUGUAAGGAUAGGUCGGACCAGAUAUGUGUUUUGCUGCAAGAGCAAUCAUACACGCUACAACCGCCAAAAAGCCAGACAAAACAAAACGUGUAGCAAUAAUCAUACGUGAUCGAUUGUAUUUCUACA
This is a messenger RNA of Anopheles stephensi (Asian malaria mosquito), 1383 nucleotides long. RefSeq lists its product as uncharacterized. Lineage: Eukaryota; Metazoa; Arthropoda; Insecta; Diptera; Culicidae. The transcript is spliced from 2 exons. The record is from RefSeq and is a predicted model, not a curated record. The coding region runs from base 226 to 1350 and encodes 374 amino acids.